Choloepus didactylus (southern two-toed sloth) is the source of this 966-nucleotide messenger RNA. Its product is annotated as mitochondrial mRNA pseudouridine synthase RPUSD3-like. Gene Ontology annotation, molecular function: RNA binding; pseudouridine synthase activity. NCBI's taxonomy places the organism in Eukaryota, Metazoa, Chordata, Mammalia, Pilosa, Megalonychidae. The record is from RefSeq and is a predicted model, not a curated record. Gene Ontology annotation, biological process: pseudouridine synthesis.
AUGGGCAACACUUUGGGAAACAUUCCCCUGUUGCUUCCUCAUCCUUUCCCAGGAAUCGUCUGCAACGUUGAGGCUCCAGAAAACCGUCAGGACCCCCCCGGGGACCAGCAGCUGGAGAACCUCAGUCGUGAGGAGCUGGUUAAUGUGCUGAGGGCAGCAGUGGUGGAUCAGAAAGGACCUCUAGUGAUGAACAAGCCACAGGGGCUGCCAGUGACAGGGAAACCUGGAGAUCUGACACUGUUUUCAGUGCUGCCAGAGCUGAACCAGUCCCUGGGGCUUGGGCAGCAGGAGCUCCAGAUUGUUCAAGCUCCUGGGAAGGAGAGCUUUGGACUUGCACCCCUCUCCAGUUGUCCCCAGAUGGCAGGCCGCCUCCAGAAGUUCUUUGCCUGCUCACGGAGAACCCAGCGACCCACAGCCAACUACUGUGCCAUCACUGAUGGGAUCCCAGCACCUUCCAAGGGGAAGAUCCAAGCAGCUCUGAAACUGGAACACAUUGACGGGGUCAAUCUUAUAGUUCCAGUGAAGCCCCCAUCCCGAAAGGACAUCCUGGAAGGUGUCAAGAGGACCCUUAGUGACUUCCGUGUGGUGGCCACGGGCUCUGGCUGUGCCCUGGUCCGCCUGCAACCACUUACAGUGCUCCCCAGUCAACUGUGGGUGCAUAUAGUCCUACAGCUCUGCCCUGUGCUCGGGGACCACACGUUCUCUGCCCGUGUGAGCGCUGUCCUGGGCCAGCGCUUUCUGCUGCCAGCUGACAGUGCCAAACCUCAAGGACAGGUCCUGGAUGAAGCUCUUCUCAGAUGCCUCCACCUGACCCCCUCCCAGGCUGCCCGGCUUCCCUUGCACCUCCACCUGCAUCAUCUCCUCCUCCCAGGGGCCAGGCUUAGGGAUGCCUCCAUUGAGCUUCAGGCUCCCCUGCUGCCUUAUUUCUCCAGAAGCUUACAGCUCCUGAGGCUCCACCAGCAAUAG